Leptosia nina is the source of this 1044-nucleotide messenger RNA. NCBI's taxonomy places the organism in Eukaryota, Metazoa, Arthropoda, Insecta, Lepidoptera, Pieridae. The record is from the annotation of a GenBank genome assembly.
AUGGUAACAUAUAUAAAAAACUACGAUUGUUUGGACAAGUCGUCUCGUACGCGUAGAUCUUCCACAAUACAUAGUCACCCUAGUGUAAACACGAUUGCGCGGCGACGCGAGUUCCCGCGGGGAGGGUCCGUCACUCGGGCGGUCGCCGCCGCGAGUUUCAGCCGCGUCAUGUCUGUGCGAGUGGAACACCGGGACCGGGACCGGGAUCGCGAACGCUUCUCCAGACAUUCGUCACGCGCUUCAGUCGACCUCGCCUUCCCGAGUAGUUCGUCGCGCGACCACUCCUUCCGUUCCGUACACUCCGGCCGCGUGCCGCGCGUCUCCAGCGAUGAUUUAAUGGUGCCCGUGCGCACCUUGCGCUCAGCGUCAUGUCGUGCUGCACCUGGUGCCCCACAUCGGUUACGCCGUCACCAUUCAUCAGCUGCGGACUGCGAUCGCACGCGCCGGUCGCGCCGACACACCCUAGAGCUGCCGAAUCGGGGACCUAGCGUUCGGAGCCGAUCCCCUGAACCCCAACCUCAACCGGUCGAGCCAGAACUACCUCCGGAGGACGCGGGCAAAGAAGCGAGGCGACGCCGCGUCGUGGCAGCCGUCGCGGCUUCCUUCUUCAUGCUGGCGCUGGCGUCAGUCCUGGUCGUGGUGGUGACGCUGACUCACAGCUCAGUGCUGCGCGCGCACAACCAAACAGCCAAGUACUACACGUUCUCCGUGCCGCCGCACCAUCCUCUCAGUGAGCCCCGUUCAUGUUGCCCCACCGUCGCCCCUCCCGCUUCGCAUGAGACUGACUCCGACCCUGAGAUGGGGCUGCGAACGUCACAGCGCUCCGACUGUCCGCCAAUGUUUUUGGUACUUCACAUUCACUUAAGUAGCAAUUCCACUGACUUUCAGCAGUUCAAACUUUGGACCAGACUUAGUGUUGAAAGUUUGCUGAGCUUAUCUUCUUUCGAGUCUACGCACUUCGCGCACGUUCGCAACCCCCCUUCUGCAUGUUUAGUUGUCACGUGUCAUUUAGAUAUAAUUUACUUAACCACAGAUACAAUAUGA